AUGAUUGCGGCCGCUGCCGCCGCCACCACAACAGCGGCUACCAUCGUCAAUCCAGCUGCUGGACGUCCACAUGUCCAUGCUUUGGCUGCUGCCGCUGCCGUUGCCAUUCUCGAGGUCUCUCCCCACAAGGCCCCAGCUGCCGCAGCUCUCGCCGUCAAGGAGGAAGGAGGCAGCGAUGCUGUAGCUAGCGCCGUCGCCGCCGGGGUAGCCGCUGCUGCUGUUGGAUGGCGUAUUGACAAGAUUGAAGAAAUUUCCAGGGACGCGGCCAUCGCGUUCGUCAAUGGUAUCAACAGAGGCAUCACGGUUCAGCAAGUUGCAGCCGACGUCGCCAGCGCAGUGAACCGCGUUAGCUCCCGAUACCCCGCCGUCGAAGCCGCCGCAGCAGCUGCCCAUGCAAGAUGUCUGACUCACCGCCGUGUUAUUGGCCCUGUUGGAGUCAAUGCUCCUGCCGCUGCUGCCGCUGCCGCGGCGGAUGAGAUCGCUGCGGCCAAUGCUGCCGCGGCUGCCGCGGCUGCGGCCGCCUUUGUUUGCUCACGUCAAGGCGACCUCCCGUACGACGAUGCCAGCUACGCCGCUAAAGCAGCCGCUGGGGCUGCCAUCAACAGGGGAGCGGCUAAGAAGGAUGCCGUAGCGGCUGCAGCGCGAGCUCUCGUCCUUGAAAAUGAGGAGAGAGAAGCCAGGCGACCCCCUGGUGUCAAGAUAGCCUCUGGGGUGGUUCAUGUCGCGAUCGCCGAUGCAGCAGGUUCCGCGUCUGCUGUUCCUGGUUCCGCUCCCGUUCCUGUUCCUAUCGGGACGUUUGGGGCAGAGGGAUAUUUCGAAGUGAUGCCGAGUUGCCACGAAUUGACAUUGGCGAAGAUGCAGACCAUUCGGGAGGUGGACAUCUUCAUGGCAGGCUUCCUGCUGUUCUCGCUGACGGGGCGGCAAGCGGUAGACACGGGUUUGACAGACGAAGAGGAGCUACAAAUUGUCUUUCAGACGUGUGCCUUCGGAGUAUUUCUGGCCGCAACGAUACUGACGGGGAUGUGCACCCUCUGCACGGGUUGUCGGUAUGCCCUUACAAGCAAGGAUUUGAUUGUCCCAUUCGGGCUGUCCGUGCUGGGAUUCGUCUUGCUACUGAUUUCCGUGGCUGAAGCCGUCCACAUCGAGCUAGGGGACGGUUUUUACCAUGACGACCACGAUCAUGAUAAGUAUUGGGUCACUGUGGGCUUGGGACUGGGUUCUUCAGUGCUUGCUGUUUUCUAUGCGGUAUUUAUUUACCUGUAUGGGCACAAGUUCAAGUGGGAAUUUUUCGGCAAAUUCUGUGGGGAUGGGUGGGUGCUUUGGGUAAAAAAGUACAGGAUCGUCCACACCGGUGGCGCAAGCCCAGGUGCCACCACCACCGGUGCAAGCUCCACCACCGGCCCAAGCAAAUGUGGCGCAACUGCCUCCAUCGCCUGCAGCAGUGGGAGACGAAGGACCUUUCGGGUAGAAAGCAUCACCGCAACAUCUUCCUCGGCGGCUCUCACCGCAGGAAGGUACCUCCGGCUGCCGACCAACCUCGCCGCGUCCGGACGUUCUGGACGCGGCAAGGACAGUAGGGUGGUGCUCUCCCGCGCAAAGCGCGCCAAGUCUGUGAACUGGAAGGCGAAGGGCCGUGAGGAAUUCGGCGAGUCGCAUGAAGGGUGCGCUACAUCCUGCUACGGGUGUUCGGCAUCUUGUGCUUACUUCCUUGCGUACGGAUGACAGCUGCGUAUGACUUAAUUUACUUUCUGGCGCUUUCACUUCCAGAGACAGUUGUAACCACUGUGUAACUGCCUUGAGGGUGCUUGACCAUUUUAACACAACGUGGUGCGAUUUUCCCCUUUGCGCUGAGUGAGGGUUCUCGACCCCGCACAAUAUCAUCUACUCGACCACCAUUCAUGGUUACCGCCAAAAAAAAAGGCAAAGGCAAAGGCAAAGGCAAAAAAGUAAAUAAGCGGUAACUUGGUUGGGGCGUCGUGCUCCGCAUCUUUAUUUUCUAUUGGUCAAAAAGGGAUAUACGUUUGAAGCAGUAGCGGCAGCUGGUCUCGGUUGCUGCAACGACAUCGGCUGCAACAUGUCUUGGACGGAUGCCCACAAGCAGAGUUGCAACUCGGUGAACGUCUUAACGAGGAUGAGUACAGCGAUGUCGAUAUUUUUUUCUGACUGACUCCAGGGCCGCAUGCUCUUUCAAUGAUAGUGGAGAUAAGGAAAGAAAGAGAGUGAGGGGGGGGGGCGAUCAGACGGAUGUUCUGGACGAAUUAUGACCUCUCGGUGAUAUAGUUUGUAGUCUUGUUUUGAUUUGGAGUUGUUCCGCAACGUAGUGCUUUGAUUGUUAGUUUGGAUUCUUUCUCGCGUUUUACCUGCGAAGUUGAUGUGGAAUCGAGUGUUGAAUGGGACAUUGGUAUCGGGUUCUUGGUAGUUCGAUUAUGUUCCGCGUAUUUCCUGCGGAAUUGAUAUGGAAUUGGAUGUGUUGGACAGGAUUUUCGUUGCGUCAAUGUGAUAUGUCCCAGCAGGGGGGGGGGGCUGUUGGAUGGAAUGGUGGAUGAGGUGGAAUCGAAGCUGGAGCAGUAUUGAUGAGCGUCUUAUUACACCGGGCGAUUGUUUCCGAACACGUCUAGUCCAAAAUAUACUUCAUCUAUCGGCUUGUCUGUGGACCUUGACCUUGUGCUGGUCUGUGUAUUGGAGGGAGGAUUUGGCAUGCUUUGGUAAGUCAUGGUUGAAACCAUUGUGCUUCCGAAGGUUGUCUGAGCUGGUCAAUGAGUUGAAACAUAAGGAUAAAUCUGAGGGUUUUGUUCUGAGGAGUUGACACAUUUUCUUGGAGUUAUCCGUUCGCGUUCUGAUCGCGAUUUCGAGUAUUGAUCUUUGCUGGGUAAUUUUCCAAGGCUAAUUGUUUGUGUUUGACUGCUUGAGAAUUUGGUAGCGCAUUUUCUCAAUAAGGGUGAUGAUUUGUUUAUUGACUGACCUUUCGGGGGAUGGAUAGGAAUUUGACGUCAGAAGUUUUGUGAGAAUUCGUGUAGAAUUAGUGUUUUUGGGAGAUCAACAGACUUCGUAGAGCAUUGUAUUCUUAGGAGACUUGCUUGAAUUGAUGAAUUUUUUGUGUUGGUUUUGGGGAAUUGAUUUCUCUGCCGUUUCACCUGGCAGUUCGUGAGGAAGGGGUCGUAUCUCGUACCUUUUUCCGCGCAGGGGGGCUGUUUGGAGUGCUCGGCAGAGUACUGAUCUACGGGGCCUCAGGGGGUUAGUUAGAUGAUGUGUGUAUUGUAUGAUGGAAAUGAUGCGUGGGCCCCCUCUUGCCUCCCCCGUGUAAGCUACUCUCUCUGAUCAAUAAGGUCUUGAGUCAAGCUUUUCUUCUCUUUCGGCCUCUGACGAACUGCCGCACCCAAGCACGCGCUCGCCCUCGAAAUCAUGGAACGAAGCACCAAACCCAGCAACGUCAAACAAUCACACACGCCUUCGAAAUACGGCACCGGUCGCCCCGGUGGUCUAUCUAGUGGUAUCCUCGUAAUCCUUUAGUUGCAGAGGUCGUGAGUUCGAAUCCCCAUGGGGUGAAAAAAUUACGAAAUUUGCGGGUGAAAGCGAAAUAUAGCUGAAAAGCUCUCGUGAGUACCAAACUUCGACGUUAGCACCGUUGACAAGGGAAAAGGGACGGCUGGACCCUUCUCGCGAUAGAAACAAAAUUCAGCACGCACCGCAGGAGGAAGGUGGGGCAUGAAAAGAAAUAAAAAGAAGAAAAAAGCCCUG
Molecule: messenger RNA, 3738 nt
Organism: Ectocarpus sp. CCAP 1310/34
Lineage: Eukaryota; Phaeophyceae; Ectocarpales; Ectocarpaceae
Source: the annotation of a GenBank genome assembly